Penicillium soppii is the source of this 1440-nucleotide messenger RNA. Its product is annotated as putative MFS transporter. Gene Ontology annotation, biological process: transmembrane transport. Lineage: Eukaryota; Fungi; Ascomycota; Eurotiomycetes; Eurotiales; Aspergillaceae. The annotation marks the transcript as partial. The transcript is spliced from 9 exons. Gene Ontology annotation, molecular function: transmembrane transporter activity. The record is from RefSeq and is a predicted model, not a curated record.
AUGGAGAAACCGUCUCUCACCGAGAGCACACACGAAUUGGAAACAGCAUGUGCAUCGGCGUCGCAUUCAACCCAUGACUUGAAGUCCGCCGAUGCGGAUUCGGAAAUGGCCACGGAUGUCAUGAACCCGCGAAACUGGACCCAAAGGCGAAAAACACUACUCUUCGUAUCUUUGAUGACUAGCUCACUCUUAGCUGAUGGGGCGAUGGUUUGGGGUGGCACGUUGGUUACUGAGCAGGCUAUGGACUGGGGUGUCAGUGUUACUCAUUCAGCGACUAGUAUGAACUAUGGGAUUCUGCUACAGGGGUUUGGGGGCAUUUUUGCUGUUCCACUUAUUGAAGCGUAUGGUCGUUUGCCGAUCUGGUUGUGGCCACAAGUUAUCACGAUGUUGAUGGUGCUGGGGGCGACACUUUCCAAUGACUGGUCGACAUUCACUACGUUCCGCUCUUUGCAGGGUCUUUUUGGAACAGUACCUCAAGUGAUCGGUCUACCGAUAAUUCAUGAUAUGUAUACUCCUGAAGAAUGGCCGCGAAUGAUUAACAUCUGGGGCACCACGUUCCUCGUCGGGCCGUUCCUCGGUCCCGCAAUCGCAGGAUACGUCAGCGCUGGAACAGACUGGCGCACUUCCUUCGGGGUUCUAACAGCCAUCUACGGCAUGUCCACGAUCAUGGUGAUUCUCUUUGGCUAUGAAACUUACUACAUGCCUGGAAAGACGUCUGGUCACUCACGUCUCGCAUCUCAUUUUGGGAUUGGAAACACCGGUCUUCCCAAAGUACCCACGUUGCUAUACUCUUGUCGAGAAGUUGUGACUUAUGUGUUAAGGUUCCCGUUGCUGAUGACUGGAAUGACUAUUCUGGUAACAUUUACAUGGCCAAUUGGUAUCACAACCACAAUCGAUACUUUCCUGCAUAGUCCUCCCUACCUCUUCGAUACCAUCGAAGCGUCAUCAAUGCGAUUUGCAGGCGUAAUCGGCGCCUUAUGCGGUUGGGCCGUGGGCCACUUCUUCAACGACUGGAUCUUCAAACGCCAUGCCUCAACCUGGCGAACGGGACUCCGUCUCCACGGGGUAUGGUUCCCGAUCGGCAGCAUGGCCUGCGGGCUUAUCACCUACGGGCUGACGAUGCAUUUUGGCAAACACUGGAUUGGCCUUGCCUUCGGAUGGAUCAUGGUAAAUAUUGGAAUGGUUGCGACGAUCGUUGCAAUUUCAGCAUAUGCAUUGGAAAAGUACCCCGAGCAAUCAACAUGCGUUUCAGCAAUUCUGAAUAUGUGGCGGACGUGUGGGGGAUUCGCAGUGGGUUAUUUCCAGCCACAAUGGAUCGUGCGUAAUGGUAUCGGACUUGUGUUUGGGAUCCAGGCUGUUAUUGUGGUUGUGGCUGCUGUUUUGACUAUUACUCCUGUUUUGAUGUGGGAGGCGAAAAGGCGGUUGCAGGCGUCUCAGGAU